Schistocerca serialis cubense is the source of this 1924-nucleotide messenger RNA. It is a transcript of the gene l(2)37Cd, whose product is annotated as general transcription factor 3C polypeptide 5. Lineage: Eukaryota; Metazoa; Arthropoda; Insecta; Orthoptera; Acrididae. The transcript is spliced from 8 exons. Gene Ontology annotation, cellular component: transcription factor TFIIIC complex. The coding region runs from base 133 to 1656 and encodes 507 amino acids. Gene Ontology annotation, biological process: transcription initiation at RNA polymerase III promoter. The record is from RefSeq and is a predicted model, not a curated record.
CAACUAGGAUCUUUGUGGAGUUGAAUGUAAACAUGUAUAGGGGCGGCAUGUUUGUUUCUCAAAUGUAGGAGUUCUAAUGUAAAAGUUCGGAAGUGUGGUUGCGGUUAAUUCAGAUAAUUCACGUAUGAAAUCAUGGUUACAGAAAACCUUAGAGGAGUUGACGUAGUGAAAGAAGUUAACUUUGAGAAGACGUUUAUAUCCGUCGAAUACCCUGGCGUUGUCCAAAAUGUUGAUAAUAUGCUGAAAACUUUGGGCGGAAUACAAAAUAUUUCUACCGCAUAUUCACAGAAGAACAGAAGGCUCGAACUGAGAUUUAGACCUGAUGAUAUGUACUGCAAACCUGCAUGUGGUGACAGACAUAAAUCAUCAUCAUUAUUACUGAAGUUUGUGGUAAAGAGAAAGAAAAAGAGGAAGACGUGUCCUGACAAUGAAUUGAAUAGUGACAAAGAUGUCAAGCCAGCAGAUCAAGAUUCUGUAGUUGUGUCUCAUGUUUCUGUUCUGGGGCGAAUCAGGACAACUUUUAGAUUUGCAAAUUUGUGUGAUUUUCAAUAUCUACCAAUGGACCGAGUAUCAGGAAGUGAUGGGCCAAUGGAAGAUAUAUAUGAAAAACUAGUUCCUAAAGGACUUCCUUCAGUUUCUUGGCUUUAUGGUGAUAGUCCAUAUUUUUUACCACCAGCUGUGUUUUCAAGGAUGGACAGCGUGCAGUCAUACCUGUACCGGAAGGAGACUAGCGAUGAUGCAAAUGUACCUCAUAAUAUAAUAGGAAGAACAAGACGCAGGAGGUCAGGUCAUGCCAUUUUUGUUACAUAUGACAUCACUAAGGUACCAAAGAGACCUCGUGAAAUUGCUGUGAAAUGCUUACAACUCAAAUUCUUAACAGGAGAACAUUACAGAAAAAUGCAAGAGUUAUUCAACGAGCGACCAGUGUGGUCAAAAAAUGCUCUUAUAUACAUCACAAAGUUUACAGUUGAUCAGAUGAAGUACUUACUACCAGCUGUUGCAUACUAUGUUGUUACGGGUCCAUGGAGAGUAAUGUGGGUUAGAUUUGGAUAUGAUCCAAGACAGGACCCAGGAUCUCGCAAAUACCAGACACUGGACUAUAGAUUGAGAGCCUUUGGUGGGCUAAAAACCAAAGUGAAGGCCAAAAGAAGUUAUUGCAACUACCUGUUGCCAUACAAGUCCACUCCUGCUAGUCGACCAAGAGUAGCAACAAUUACAAAAGAUGCUGGUCCUUCCAGAGAAACCACUAGUAGAUCUAACUUCGCGGCAUCAAAUGAAAACGUCUAUAUUUUCAGACCUGGUAUGCUUCCUCCAUCACGACAAAUGUUCUAUCAGUUCUGUGAUCUCCAUGUACCACAAAUUCAGGCAAUGCUUGAAAAGUUGCCUGAGCCACCAGCUGAUGCCAAAUGUCAUGAGAGAACGGGUUGGAUGCCGAAAGGAAUUGAUGCCCAGUGUCGUGAAAUCAUUAAUAAUCUUGUGACUCAGGUCCUAAGAAACGAAGUUUUGCCGGAUAGUGUCAAGCUGAUGGAUAAUAAUUCUGGAACAUCAAAUGAUGAAUCUGAAGAACUAGAUGAUGAUGAGGACGAUGUUGAUGAGGAGGAUGACGUUGAUGACAAUGACGAUGAGGAUGAUGGUGAUGAUGAUGACGAAGCAUGAAUUGAAACUAAUGAAUUCAGCUUUGCCUACCUCCUUACACCGUUCAUUACCAAAAUAUUUAUAGAGAGAAGUUUUUUUAAUGUGGUCUGUCUGUGCAUUGUUACUACAUUGCUCAUGAACAAGGAUUAAAACUUUUUUUAUCUGUUAAGAAUUGUUUAUGAAAUCUUUUAUUAAUUAUGAGCUGAUGUUAGUUUGUCAGACAAGUUGUGCAAAACACUUAUGAGCUCUUUGAACUGUGAUAUAUUAUUGCUAGUAAAAAGUUAUGUAA